Thalassophryne amazonica is the source of this 1897-nucleotide messenger RNA. RefSeq names its product pdgfa associated protein 1a (gene pdap1a). NCBI's taxonomy places the organism in Eukaryota, Metazoa, Chordata, Actinopteri, Batrachoidiformes, Batrachoididae. Gene Ontology annotation, molecular function: RNA binding. Bases 271 to 747 code for a protein of 158 amino acids. The transcript has 6 exons. The record is from RefSeq and is a predicted model, not a curated record. Gene Ontology annotation, cellular component: cytosol.
UGUGAAUAUAUUUCAGUGGUUUGGUUCAACACCGAAACAGCCACUGAGCUGAACUGAAAAUGUCACGUGGUUGAAGUUUCGAAGCAGUUGUCAACACUGUGUCGAACUCUUAAACCCUGUGUCGAACUUUUAAGGUGUUGAACGAGAUUGGAGCGGUUUUGAAGGAGCUAUCUCCAGUAACAUCUUGGAAAUAUCACUGUCGGACGUCAACAGCUGCCGCGUUUUAUUGUUGUAUAUUCCACCGAACGUUAGCUAUACAAACUUGUGAUAAUGCCUCGGGGCGGUAAAAAGGGCCACAAAGGCCGAGGGAAACAGUUCAGCAACCCCGAGGAGAUUGACCGACAGAUGAGAUUGCAGAAGGAGAUGGAAGAAAAAAAUGGAGCAGAGAAAGAAAGCUCGUCAGAAUCUGAAGAUGAGAGCAGCAGUGAGGAUGAGACCAGGCGAAGGUGUGGUGUUGAUGGAUUGAUAGAGAUUGAGAACCCAAACCGUGUGACUCAGAAGAGCAAGAAGGUGGCUGAAGUAGACCUGGAUGCGCCCAAAGAGCUGACUCGAAGAGAGAGAGAGGAGAUAGAGAAGCAGAAAUCAAAGGAACGUUACAUGAAGCUCCAUCUGGAGGGAAAAACGGAGCAGGCGAGAGCUGACCUGGCCAGACUGGCCAUCAUCAAAAAACAGAGGGAGGAGGCUGCCAGAAAGAAAGAAGAGCUCAGGAAAGAAAAAGAAGCUGAAGAAGCCAAAGCAAAGCGCUAAUCCUCCGUUGCGAUGUUUCCACACGCUCUUCAGUCUCAGGGAUGGAGAGGAGGAAUCGGGCGAUCCGGAGGAGGUGAAGGGGGAGGGGACCAAUACACACCAUGUCUUAUCAGGGCUCAGUUCCUCAUCUUAAACCAGAGGGGCGUGGUCUUCCAUCAGGGUGUGCUGAGAACAGGGAAAAUGGGUGGAGUCAAGGUAGCGGAAGCAGAAUGGAUCAUUUGGAAUGUCUCAAGUUUAGGUUCCAGACUUUCCAAAUGCUUCAUGACCUCUUUGCUUCUCCACCCUGCACAGUUGGGAGUUUUUGUUUGUUUGUUUUUGUUUUUAAGCUGCUGAUGAUGUUUCCAUUACUUUUUCAUACAUGAUGGGGUUUUUUUCCCUCUCGCUGUGUUCUUUUCUUCUGUAAGAACAUUAUUGUGUGGAAGGAAGCACUGAUAGUUUUUUUUAAUUAAUAUCCACCACAGGUUUAAUCUUUUUCAACAAACUACCACCCAGUGUUGCCACAGUAACUUUGAAAAGUUGCUCUAUUAAUUACUUAGUCCAGUUACUUUCUUAUCUGCUGUGAACAACUUGUCAGCAGCUGCUGAAUGUAACUAGUAAUGUAACUUGGUUAUUUUAAGACUGAGUAACUUUGCUGAGUACUCAAUCUUAAGAGCAACCAAGUUCGAUUACUCAUUACCUUAUUAGUUACAUUACUUAUUAGUUAUAAGUUGUCAGCAGCUGCUAAUAAAGUAACUUUUCAAAGUAACUGGUCACACUGCUACUGCCCAGUUUAGCUUCUGCAUUGCUUUCGAGUGUCUUGUUGAAAUGGGAAAUUUGAAAUAAUAAUGAGAGCAUGUGUUAGAGGUCGUCUUGGGUAUUAAAAAAAGCGCUUGGAGCUAAACAUAUUUUACAAAUGUUGUGGUUGGCAUCCAGUCCACAUAAAGAGAUGCAGUGAGUCAUUCAUGCACAAAAAGUUUAUUUUUCCUACUUUGUCAAAUCCCAGCUCAAUGAUGGAAAUCGUUUAAUCAGGACGGUGAUGUUUGCAGGGAGAGUGUCAGUGACUGGAAAUAGAUCUGUUUGUGCCGUAGCCACAGAAAUAAAAGUCUCUAAGCAACAAAACCGACGACAGCGGUGCACAACUCACAAAGAACAUAAAUCAAUCAUUGGAAAU